CCGGAAGUGUGUCCGUCCCUUCAGUAACAUGUUCCUGUUGUACUUGUCAUUCAGACAUCCCAGGAAUUCAACACGACUAGUGCCAGACACCUCGGCAUUACAGGGACAUUUCAAGUAAAAAACCACGUCAUUGACGCCGUGAAAGGUCGAGGUUAUAUCGCUGGUUGUCCGAAUAGAAACAGCAGCGCCUACAGACACCGCAUGCAGAUGUGAAGUCAGACAUUGGAGACCUCUGCAUCCCUGGACUGAGUAGCAUCCUCUUCAUCCCCUUCGUCGUCAACAUACAUGCUCUUACAUGAAGAGAGGGGAGAAACCCGAGGGAUACCGACAGAUGAGACCCAAAACGUUUCCCACCAGCAACUACAGCGGCAACAGCCAACACAUGCUGCAGGAAAUACGGAACAGCCUGCGCAAUCUGUCCAAACCCUCCGACCCACCUAAGGUGGACAUCGGAGGAGCUGGGAAAAUGCCUCCCGAGGACUCGAGGCAACAGGGGCGCUGCAUCAACGGCAAAAACCCCUACCACAAGGCCUUACAAGAGAUCCGCAAAUCCCUGCUGCCUUUUGCCAAUGAGACCAGCACGUCAGGCCCAGAGGUGAACCAACACAUGUCGGUGGAGCUCCCCUGUGCUGGGUUUGAGGAGCAGAAUAACAGUCGCAGUAUGGGGGCAGUUAUAGACUACAUGGGUAAGGUGAGCUACCAGGACUCAGGGUGGGAACAUAUGGUGGUUGCCAACCCCAACACUACAGGUCUGAAAGCACCAGGAUCUUCUCACAUCCAGCAUGCUGUGCUGAGGAGGCCGAGCUGGAAAGGCUCGAAGGAGUCUCUGGCGCCUCGACAUGGUCCUCUCAUGGUGGAUGGAAUAAUGUACCGCUCAGACACCCCCGGACCUCCUCCUGCCUUCCCACAGGGCCACCCUGCUAACUGCCAGAGAGUCAAUCCUCCCCUGCCGCCCCAGGUGCGCAGUGUCACACCUCCACCAAACCGCGGUGCCAUGACUCCUGCACCAUCCUGGGACAGCAACCCGUCAACCAAGCGCUACUCUGGCAACAUGGAUUAUCUUUUGCCCCGCAUCUCACCGGUACCCCAGGGGGCCUGGCCUGAAGGGUACCAAUCAUCAGCGCCUCAAAAUCAGCGUGGGAUCAGCCCGGUCCCUGUGGGCCAUCAGCCCAUCAUAAUGCAAAGCUCUGGGGUGAAUAAGUUCACCUUCCCCUCCAGCUGGUCUCAGAAUGGCUCCCCUCAGUCAGAUUACAUGCCAGGGGGCAGUAGACAGCCUCCUCCUCCUCCUUACCCGGUGAACCAGAGCAGCCGGCACAGUCCCACCGACCAGCAGAUGCAGACAGGAGGACCUGCAUCCUCUCCCUCUUACGUCAACGGUGGAAAUAUCCCUCAGUCCAUGAUGGUUCCCAACCGGAACAGUCACAACCUUGACCUGUAUAACAUAGGCCCUCCUCAGUCCUGGUCCCAGGCUCCUCUGAACCCCAACCAGCCCCAGUCUUCUUCUGGCAACCAGGAUCUGUCCCCGUCAUGGCAGCACAACAUACCAGUGCGCUCAAAUUCCUUCAACAACCACCAGCUGAACAGCAGACAGUCCCACCCAUCCAGCUCCCAGCCCUCUGCCACCACAGUCACUGCCAUCACCCAGGCUCCCAUCCUACAGCCAGUCAAAAGCAUGCGUGUCCAGAAACCCGAGUUACACACUGCUGUUGCUCCCACACACCCACCAUGGAUGCAGCAGCCUCCACCGCCUUCAGCUGCACCUGCUUACCCAGAACCCCCAGCCCCUGUGCCUCAGAUCCCUGUUGUUGCAGAAGCCCCCAGCUACCAGGGCCCCCCUCCGCCCUAUCCUAAGCAUCUCCUCCAGCAGCAAGCGGCCCCCUGCCCCCCUGCCUACGACCUAGGGGCCAAUAAACUCGGCACGGGCAGAGAGGAGCCCGCCGAAGAGGAGAGCAGCAGCGUUGACAGCUCCCGAGACAAGACGGCAGAGAGCACUGCAGCAACAGAGAAAGAGAAGAAGCAAAUCACGACCUCGCCUGUUCCUGUCCGCCGCAACAAGAAAGACGAAGAGCCGAGAGGGGAGUCCGGAAGAAUCGCACUUUACUCCCCCCAGGCCUUCAAGUUCUUCAUGGAGCAACAUGUGGAGAAUAUCCUAAAGAACCAUCAGCAGAGGAUUCGGAGGAGGAAGCAGCUGGAAAGUGAGAUGCAAAGGGUGGGUUUGUCUUCAGAAGCUCAGGAGCAGAUGCGUAUGAUGCUAUCCCAGAAAGAGUCAAACUACAUCAGGCUAAAGCGAGCCAAGAUGGAUAAGUCCAUGUUCAAAAGAAUCAAGACCCUCGGUAUCGGAGCCUUCGGUGAGGUAUGCUUGGCAAGAAAAGAGGACACGGGAGCGCUGUACGCCAUGAAAACGCUCCGCAAGAAGGACGUGCUGCUCAGAAACCAGGUGGCCCACGUCAAGGCCGAGAGGGACAUCCUGGCUGAGGCCGACAACGAGUGGGUGGUGCGUCUCUACUACUCUUUCCAAGACCGAGACAACCUGUACUUUGUCAUGGAGUACAUUCCCGGAGGGGACAUGAUGAGUCUUCUCAUCCGGCUCGGCAUCUUCAAAGAAGAGCUGGCCCAGUUCUACAUCGCAGAGCUCACCUGUGCUGUGGAGAGCGUCCACAAGAUGGGCUUCAUCCACCGAGACAUCAAGCCUGACAACAUCCUCAUCGACCGAGAUGGACACAUUAAACUGACCGACUUCGGCCUUUGCACCGGCUUCCGCUGGACGCAUGACUCCAAGUAUUACCAGAGUGGUGACCAUGUGAGGCAGGACAGCAUGGACUUCAGUAAGGAAUGGGAAGACCCGACCAACUGCCGCUGUACAGACCGUCUGAAGCCUCUGGAGAGGAGAAAGGCCCGACAGCACCAGCGCUGUUUGGCGCAUUCACUGGUUGGGACGCCGAACUACAUAGCGCCAGAAGUGCUGCUCCGGACAGGAUACACCCAGCUCUGUGAUUGGUGGAGUGUCGGUGUCAUCUUGUAUGAAAUGGUUGUUGGACAGCCUCCAUUCUUGGCGACCACACCCCUGGAGACACAGAUGAAGGUGAUAAACUGGAAGAGCAUGCUGCACAUUCCCCCGCCGGCCAAGCUCAGCGCCGAGGCGUCGGAUCUCAUCGUUAAAUUGUGCCGCAGCCCCGAAGACCGCCUCGGAAAGAACGGCACGGACGAAAUCAAAGCUCAUCCUUUCUUCAACGACAUCGACUUCUCCAGCGACCUGCGGCAGCAGGUGGCGCCAUACAUCCCCACCAUCGCUCACUCCACAGACACCUCCAACUUUGACCCCGUGGACCCGGAGAAAAUGUGGAGCAGCGACAGUGACGGCGAGGACAACCUCAAUGACACCCUCAACGGCUGGUUCCGCAUCGGCAAACACCCCGAACACGCCUUCUACGAAUUCACCUUCCGCCGCUUCUUUGAUGACAACGGCCAUCCCUACAGCUGCCCCAAACCCAUUGAGUACGAGGGCUAUGACGGGGACGAGGCGGACACAGAGGGCCCGGUGCAGGAGGCCGCCAGUAGCUCAGCUACUCAAGGCCGAGACCUGGUCUAUGUGUAGCACUCGAGGCUGGCUGAGCUGCUUGUGCAUAUCAAGUUUGUUGAGGGUGUUUGUGUGUGUGUGUGUGUGAGUGUGAGUGUGUACGAGUGUGAGAAGGGUAAUACAAUGGUACAGCGUUUAAAUCCUUGAACAUAGGAAAGUAUGUUUCUAGGAGCAUCACAUAGACUUUUAUCGAAGCUAUUAGUUCACACUACAAACUAAAGGAAUAGUUGGGGACAUUUUGGGAAAACAUGCUUAUUUACUUUCUUGCCAAGUUGGAUCGAUACCACUCAUGUAUGGCUAGUUUGGCCCCGCUUCCAUUCAUAAAGUUAAGCUAACCUAACCAGCUGUUGGCACCAGUUUCAUAUUCACCAUAAAGAAAUGAGAGAGGUAUCAAUUAUCUCACCUAACCCUUCAGCAAGAACGCAAUUAAGUGUGUUUUCCCGUAAUGUUGCCCUCAAUGUUUAAAGGUACACUGUACGAGGUUUGCUGCCUGAGGAACAGAAAGCUGGAGAAAAUCAAAUCAGGGUGCUCUUUUUGACGACUUAUCGCGAACUCCACUUUAAGCCUUAAUUUAUUUAAGAAAAUUGUAACUGGUGAUGCUAGUGUAGAUGCUGUUUGAGAGUGGGAUUUUUGUGUUGUUGUUGAAAUUACAUUUAGCAGUUAAACUUGUCUUAAUUUAUAUUUUAAUGUUUAUUGCAAUGGGGAUUUAGUUUUGUCUUAUAGAAAUGUGCAGGGAUAAAUCGCUCUAAUUAUUCAUUGCUGUGCCUUUUUUUUGAUUCCAUUUUUUUGUUAUCUUUCACCAAAUAUAAAGAGGGUUAAUAAUCAGACUUGCAUUUUUAAAAUUAGAGUAACAGCACCUGAUUGAACUACAGUAGUUUUUUUUGUUUUAUUUUUCUAAUUUAUACUUAAAAUGUAUUUAUAAAUUAUGUUGCAUACAGUUGUUGUAAAUACUUUUCCUGCCCUGUCAGCUGAUUUCUUUUUUUUUUUUUUUUUUUU
Anoplopoma fimbria (sablefish) is the source of this 4573-nucleotide messenger RNA. RefSeq names its product large tumor suppressor kinase 1 (gene lats1). Gene Ontology annotation, molecular function: ATP binding; protein serine/threonine kinase activity. NCBI's taxonomy places the organism in Eukaryota, Metazoa, Chordata, Actinopteri, Perciformes, Anoplopomatidae. The transcript is spliced from 8 exons. The record is from RefSeq and is a predicted model, not a curated record. Gene Ontology annotation, biological process: G1/S transition of mitotic cell cycle; regulation of organ growth; hippo signaling. The coding region runs from base 296 to 3595 and encodes 1099 amino acids.